Molecule: messenger RNA, 617 nt
Organism: Sesamum indicum (sesame)
Lineage: Eukaryota; Viridiplantae; Streptophyta; Magnoliopsida; Lamiales; Pedaliaceae
Product: small polypeptide DEVIL 4
Biological process (GO): negative regulation of cell population proliferation
Source: RefSeq, a predicted model, not a curated record
GGGUGGGGGACCCGAAGAGGAAAUGUGUGGGGAGGUAGGAGGAGGCACUGCACGCCCUUUGAUGCCCCAUAGUUGGCUCUUUACUCGACCAAUCCUAACUAGGAAGGACCACACCCCACAAACGCCCUAUAAGAACCCCUCCGCACUUGCAAAUCUUCUUCAUUCACAAUAUCAAACAUACAUCUCUCAAACCAAACCAAACUCACCAAACAGUGCAGCUUCCUUAGCUUCUUUGCAAUAAUCACAUAGAACAAGUAGUAUGAAGAUGAGCAGCAGCAACAGCAGCAGCAGCAAGAGAAGGAUUUCCAGCCGAGGGCUUGGCGGUGUCCUCCGAGAACAGAGGGCCAGGCUCUACAUCAUCAGACGAUGCGUCGUCAUGCUUCUUUGCUAUCAUGACUGAAGACGGCAGGCCGUCGAGCACCAACAUGAUGAUGAAUUUGACCCUCUUUUCCUAAUUUUCUGUCGAUCGACUUUGUUAGAGUUGUAAAUAGCAGCGGCAGGACAGGAGGAAUUAAUUAGCCUCAGAAACUUGACAAUUUUGUACUGAUUAUUGCAGUCCUUCUUGUAUACAUAUCAUUAAUUUGAUUCAAUUCAAGAUCUUAGUUUCUUUCUUAAAA